Molecule: messenger RNA, 3127 nt
Organism: Mercenaria mercenaria
Lineage: Eukaryota; Metazoa; Mollusca; Bivalvia; Venerida; Veneridae
Exons: 4
Coding region: 1-1005 (334 amino acids)
Source: RefSeq, a predicted model, not a curated record
AUGAUACGGUCAUUUACCAGGAAUAGGUACGGUGCAUUGCUGGUCGCAGGGAAUGAUUUGAAAAACACGUCAGUGGCAGAAGCAUUGACAAAGGAUAUCUUAGAGCUAAAGAAACUGAUUACGUCAAGAGCACCACGUAUAAUAGGAAUAAGCGAAAACAAAGUUCACGUAGUAGCACCGACAACACCUGGAGAACCUGAAAAUCUUUGGCCGAAAGUGAAAGAAUAUAUAGAUAUCUUUAGCGAAGAUGAAGAUAUUGAUACAUUGCUGAUCUAUAUUUCCUGUCACGGUUCAAAGAACAAGGGCUCUGGUGAUGCACAAAACAAUUGUUUUGAAUUUGGCUCUGAAAGCAUUGCAAUGACAAAUUUUCAGGAGGAGUUGGAACGUCUGGUAAACGUUGAUAAACUGAUGGUAGUUUUAGAUCGCUGCCAUCCUUCAAGGAUAAAGUUUCAGGACGGUAGAAAAUUCAUUCAGAUAAAUGCAUGCAAAGAAAACGAGAAGGCAGACAUAACGGAUGAAGGCAGCAUUUUCACAAAAUAUCUCCUGCAAGGAUUAAAAGCAAAAUCAGAGGGAAAGAGAUGCUCUAACAAUUGUCAGAGUUGUAAUGACUACUGGGCAAAAAGGACUGAUUUCAUUACAGUCCAUAGCUUGUAUGAUUAUGUAAAGAAUCAUAUGAAGAAUGUAUCUCCGACAAUAGGUUUUGAAUUGGAGGGAGACAGCAGCAACAUUGCAUUCUAUACAGACGACCAAGUUCUUAUAGAGUUUGAGGAUUGUACUGGCAAAACAAAAAAAGAUGUACCGCUUGAGUAUCUUCAAGAGAUGAAGCAGUUGGAAUCUAAGCUGUUUAAAAUGUUUGAAAAAGAGGCUAGAGUGAAUAAAGUCAAAAUACUAAGAGAAACCUAUAGAAAGGAGAACGGUGGUUUAGAAGAGUGUGACACUCUGGAAAAGGUUAUGUCGGCCUGGGUCCACAGACAGCGCUUGAAAAUAGAAUUUAAACCCCUUUGAUAUCAAACUAGACAGUGAUAGAAACACACAAAAGUCGCCAUAUGACCUAUAAUUGUGUCGGUGCGACGUUAAACCCAACAAGAAAAGAGAAACGCACAAAUACAGUACCUUGUAGCAGACGGCAUGUUUUAGAUGGUUAUUGAACGAGUGCCUUCGUUUAUGUUCAUGUUUACAUGUUCCUUUUCUGCAUUGAAAUGUUUGAAUUAAUUGACAUUUAAUCUGUUAGUAUGUACUUGAUAUAUACAGCUCUUGGUUUCAUUACAAAUAACUUGUUAUUUACAUUCGUUCACAUUUUUAGUUGUUUGAACCUGUGGAGGUCCUCCGAUUUUCAUUUUAACUGAUGAUUGGUAUCAUGCAAAAGGGAUAUUUUCUAUUUGUAAUGUAGAACAUACCAUUUUAGAGUAAUUGCUCGGAUUUAGUUCGAGAGACGACUAUAGAACAUAGCUUACAGAAAAAAAAACAUGUUCAACAUUUAUGUGCACAUUAUUUCCAGAAAAGUGCGCAUAUGCUUUUGAGAAGUUGCAAUAAAUUUUACAAAAAAUGUCACCCUGACAAAAUAUCUUUAUUAUUUCCUGAAAAUUAGCAUACUUUGGCGUAAGUUUUAAUCAGAUAAAUUUGCGAUUUGCGAUUGCAUAGUUUGUAACUGUUGCAACAGAACUUAAAAAAACUAUUUUGAUUUUAUUAUAGUGUGAGACGAGGAUCGAUCGAGAAUGUGCAAUUUACCGGUAUGUUUUUGAGAAAAAAACAUAUUUCAUUUCGCACAAUGCCAGUCAAAGCAUUCACUUAUUUGAAGAUUCGUAGUGCAUUUUGUUAUACGCUGAUUUAGGAAUGCCCGCCCGCUUAGCUCAGUAGGUAGAGCGUUGGUCUACGGAUCGCGGGGUCGUGAGUUCGAUCCUCGGGCGGGGCGUAUGUUCUCCGUGACUGUUUGAUAAAUGACAUUGUAUUCGAAAUCAUUAGUCCUCCACCUCUGAUUCAUAUGGGGAAGUUGGCAGUUACUUGCGGAGAACAGGUUUGUACUGGUACAGAAUCCAAGAGCACUGGUUAGGUUAACUGCCCGCCGUUACAUGACUGAAAUACUGUUGAAAAACGGCGUUAAACCCCACAAAAAACAAAAACAAACAAUUUAGGAAAAUUCCCUUGAUUAGACGAUGUGUUAUGCAUAUAACCCUGAAGGUCAAGGUCACACUCUGAAGGCGAAGGUGGACAGGGAUUUUUCCUGUCCGGUCUGUAGCUCGACAAUCAGUGAAAGAAUUUUAAUAUUAUUUGGCAUAAAUGUACCCCAUCAUAAGACAACAUGUCAUGCACAACACUCGAACCCUUGCUCAAAGGUCCAGGUCACAAUUAGAAGUAAACCGUCAAGAGGUCUUUUUUGUCCCGUCUAUACCUCAACAAUCCAUAGAGGGAUUUUAAUAUUACUUGGCACAAAUGUUCUCCAUAAUAAGUUGGCGUUUCAUUGUCGACACCCAUACCCUUGUUCAAGGUGAAACAUUGAGGUCAAAGAUCAAUAGUUUUUUCCCAGUCCAGUCCAUAAUUCUGUUAAUGCACGCCAGAUCACAGUCGGGCAUACUGAAAUGGACUUAAAAUGUGCCACUGUGUACUGACGGAUAUGAUGCAUAAUUUAUCCUUUCAAUUUGCUGUCUAUUACGGUAUUUCUAUAUUAUUUGGCACAAAUGUUCCCCAUAAUGAGACAAUUUCUUAUGCGCAAUACCCAUACCCCUAGCUCAAAGGUCAAGGUCACACAUGAAGGUCAAAAGUAAAAAUUGAUAUUUUUCUUUCCAGUCUCUAAAAUUUUUUUAAUAUAUAUAAGCUGUAUCAUAAAGACCCAAUUAAAGAAUUUGUUGGGCCAGGUGUAAUUUCUUAGAAUAUUUUCCUUUCAACAUGUUCAAUACGAUGAUUUCUUAUAUUUUUGCUUAUAUUAUCUCACAAGUUCAAAAUUGAAAUGUUAUCAAAAUUAUAAUUUAUUGUUUUAAUUUAUAGAUGUUAUAAGUAAUCAAAAAUUGUAUUUUAUAUAUGCAAAUUCUGAUCCAAAAUAUUUGUUAUAACACAUUAUGUAUAAACUGCAAAAUUGUUGAUAAAUCGUUGACAAAUAUCAGUUCAUAAUUUUAUUCUGUUAAAAAUUAGU